[Torrubiella] hemipterigena is the source of this 2530-nucleotide messenger RNA. Lineage: Eukaryota; Fungi; Ascomycota; Sordariomycetes; Hypocreales; Clavicipitaceae. The record is from the annotation of a GenBank genome assembly.
CGCCUGUUGCCUUUUUACAAUUUCAAAUAUAUAAUUCUCGGCCCCCCAGGCUUAAAUUUGUUCGUCUGUACCAGCGUUGCGAUUCUUCGCAGUGUCUUGCAUGAUCGGCUCGUCAUUUCUGUUGUUGUUUGCUUUUGUACUGAGAUACAUCGAUUUGUAGAUCAUUUUCACCGUCACCGCCUUUGCAUUUUCUUCAUUUCGACCUGUCGUUACAGAAGUCUCUAACUGGACAACCUUGUACCAGUAACGUAGCCAGAGCCGCACUGAGUAUUGGCCGACCGAACCGAUAGUCGAAAGGAAUCCAAGUUCCUAUAUAACCAAGAUGAAUUCGGUCAUUGAUUCCAUGUCAAAUGCAGGGAUCCCGAUUCCGUCAUUAUUUCAACAGAAGAUGGGGAAUAGCUCGGCAAACAUCACUCAGGGCUCUAAUACCGUGCCAUUUCCUCCGGGAAUAAUGGACUCGAUCUUAUCGACAGCAAGCCAUGCUUCUCCACUAUCCCAGAUGUUGCUCUUUGUUUAUCGCCUUCUUGGUGCCCAUCUGGGAAUCGAUCCGUCAAUCAUCCUUACGACGCUUGGCUUCGUUUGGGGCAUCUCCAAACUAUUCACCCAGCUUUACAACUACUUCAUCGCUUUUGUCAACACCUACUUCAUGUGCUCAAUGAAUGUUUCAGAGGAUGAUAGAAUCUAUGAGCAUUUGAUGAAGUGGAUGGCGCAGCAUCCUAGCAUUGUACGAAACAAAGAUUUAACUGCUCAGACAGUCUGGAAGAGUGCAUGGGACGAGGACGACAAUGAAGAGGAAGAAGCUAAGGCGCUGUUUUGGACAGACGGAGGAGAUGAAGAUGGCACUGAGCACAAGUAUUUGAACUUUUCAAACCAAGCUGCCCGAUCUACACCACGAUUUGUUCCGGCGAUGGGUUCCAGCGGGUUCUGGCAUCGGGGAACGUACUUUAAAGUGUUUCGUGCGAGAGAAUCGUUUGCAGGUAGUAGGGGAUGGGGUCUGAUGAGGGAUGUUGAGCAACUGACAGUGUCAUGCUAUGGGCGAUCUAUUGAACCCAUAAAGCAGCUCCUGCUUGAUUCAAAGAUGCUAUUUUAUGCAGACACCUCCCAAAGGACUACAAUUUACCGACCAAGAGCCAAGGAGAUGCGCCGCGAUUAUAACAUGUGGCAACAGGUUGCCAGACGACCAGUUCGACCGAUGCGCACGGUAGUACUAGACGCUAAAGAAAAGCAUGCUGUGCUAUCCGAUGUCAACGAAUACCUACAUCCGUCCACACCGCGUUGGUAUGCUUCAAGAGGUAUCCCACUCCGACGUGGUUAUCUCUUCCAUGGUCCACCAGGAACUGGCAAAACUAGUUUCUCCUUCGCAUUGGCUGGUGUCUUUGGCAUAGACAUAUAUGUCAUCAGUCUCCAAGAUGCCAGUGUGACCGAAGAAGACCUUGCGGUCUUGUUCACUAAGCUGCCUCGCCGAUGCGUUGUUCUCCUUGAAGAUAUUGACACUGCCGGUCUUAGACGCGACCCAGAUACAAGCGCCGACGCAGAAAAGGGAGAAGAUGAGAGCGCCAAGAAACAGGCCGAAGCUCAGAAAGAGAAAGAAAAGGCGGCUGCAAAGAAGAAAGCAAAAAAGCGAGCCAAGAACAAGUCCAAGAAAUCCAAGAAAGCAGCUGUGAACGGUGACAGCAAAAAGUCGUCCAAGUCAACAGUUGAUGCAGAUUCUGAUUCUGAUUCUGAUGACUCGAGCUCGAGCUCAAGCUUAAGCUCAAGCGAUAGUGAUAGCGACGAGAGCGUAGAAGAAGUGACGUCAAAGUCAAAGGGGAAACGGGACGGUGCCCGGAAAUCGAGGCAAAGCAAGAAAGCAAUCUCGCUUUCUGGCCUUCUCAAUGCAAUCGAUGGUGUGGCUUCUCAUGAAGGGCGUAUAUUGAUCAUGACAACCAACAAACCAGAAUCUUUGGAUGAGGCUCUAGUUCGCCCCGGUAGAGUUGACGUCCAAGUUGGGUUUGGAAAUGCUAGCUGUUACCAAGCAGAAGAGUUAUUCUUACGAAUGUAUGAGGUAGUCUCCCGGUCCCAGAAAGCAAAGGAUCAAGUUUCAGGCACAGGAAGCUCUAAACAGGAUGCCAAUGGCGUUCUCGCAAAGCAGGCUCGACAGGCAUAUGGCCUGGAUGUUGAUGAGACAGAAAUGAAACGACUUGCUAAGGAAUUUGGCAAAAAGGUCCCAGCCUCCGUGUUCUCACCUGCUGAGUUGCAAGGCUUCCUGUUGAAGAGGAAGAAGAGUCCUUUGACGGCAUUGGAAGAGCUGGAUGCUUGGAUCAAGGGAACGUUGAAGCAAAAGGAAGCCAAGUCCAAAGUGACUCUUGUUCAAUGAGGUCACAACCCGACACUUAGUAUGACUAAAGCUAUGCAAAGUUCAUAUUUUUACGUUAAAUAUUAUUAUUGUCAUUAAAAAGUUAUGCAAAAAAAGAAGCCAACCCCUUACGGAAUUCAAUCGUGAUGAUUUGGAUAGGAAAAGCCCAAUGCGGGGGUCGAACCCGCAACCUUG